This is a messenger RNA of Polyodon spathula (Mississippi paddlefish), 1819 nucleotides long. RefSeq names its product ADAMTS-like protein 5. Gene Ontology annotation, molecular function: metalloendopeptidase activity; protein binding. NCBI's taxonomy places the organism in Eukaryota, Metazoa, Chordata, Actinopteri, Acipenseriformes, Polyodontidae. The record is from RefSeq and is a predicted model, not a curated record. Gene Ontology annotation, cellular component: extracellular matrix. The transcript has 12 exons. Gene Ontology annotation, biological process: extracellular matrix organization. The coding region runs from base 251 to 1819 and encodes 522 amino acids.
UACACAUUAUCAACAGCUAUACACGUACUGGAAAGAUAAGCAAUCAGCAAUAAAAAAUAAGUCGUUUGUUUUUAACGUGUUUCGUGAAAUCAAACUCCUAUGUGACAUGUUCCACGAGUUGACAGUGUGUGGAUAAUGAAGACACAGCGGGGUUAGUUCUGGAGUUUGCUUUGGAGUUUGGCGGAGAAGUUCACCUUUGAAGACCACAAGACAACUGCGCGUAAUUGAACAAGAGCCACAAAUUAGGAAGAUGCAUUUUCAAAUUGAAUGGAACAGAGGUGUUCUGCGCUCUCUACUUCUCCUGGCACUGUUGACUGCAGCGCCUGGGUCCCAGGUGCGAGCAGGGAGAGGUCGGAGGUUGGAGGUCAGAUUGGGUACCCAGAUUGGUCGUCAGGCUGUCGUGACGGAGUGGGGGUCGUGGGGUCAGUGGAGUGGCUGCUCCAGCACUUGUGGGGAAGGGGUCUCCUUCAGAACUUGGACCUGUAUCAGGUUUUCAGAUGGACAGCGAUGUCCAGACGAGCAGCGACAGUACAGAGUGUGUUCUCAGCAGCCAUGCUCAUCCAACGCAGGGGAUUUCCGUGCGAUGCAGUGUUCCCUUUACAAUAGGAAGCCGAUACUGGGCAACGGGGAUCACUACCAGUGGGUGCCCUUCCUUGGAGCCCCGAAUCCCUGUGACCUGCACUGCUUGGCAGAUGGACACAAUUUCUACUACACCUUCGGGAGGGCUCUUGAUGGAACGUCCUGCCACCCCCAGGCUGAGGGGGUCUGUGUCAACGGGGGCUGUCUGGUGGCGGGUUGUGACGGGGUCCUGGGCUCCGGCUCGCGGAGGGAUGUGUGCGCAGUUUGCGGCGGCCGGAACGACUCCUGCUACCUGGAGCGUCGCGUGUUCCAAGGCAGGCUUCCCUCCCCCGGUUUCUUUGGGUACAUUAACGUGACUCGGAUCCCAGCAGGGGCCACGAGCAUCAGAGUGACCGACAGCAGCCGGAAUUACCUGGCGGUGCUGGCUGCUGACCGCCGUUAUCUGCUCAAUGGGGAUUGGUUGAUCGAUGCCCCCGGGGUGUACGCUGGUGCCGGGACCACACUGCAUUAUCGCCGCUCUUACGAGAACCACGAGACCCUGGAGGCUGAGGGGCCCACUGCAGAGGAGCUACACAUCCUGGUUCUGCUGCAGGAGCAGGCCCCUUCGAUUGAGUAUGAGUUCUGGCUGCCUCGCGGUCGCUAUGGUGAUUUCAGUAGCAUGUCCAGCCCCUUGCGGCAGGCCGAGGGUGCAGUGAUGGAGGGACCGGCGUCACCAGUCAGUGCGGCUCGUGGACAGACCAGCCUUCAAACCCCAGGGAUCCCCUACAGCCUACUUCCAGCAACCCAGACAAGCAAGCCCAGACUCCACAUGCAGAAAGAAACAGACACCAGCAGCAGAACUCACUUUAGUGACUCUGCACAGCACACAGGUACCUGUGGAGUGUGCCGGGCAGCCAAGGGCAAGAGCAGACGAGCACAGCUGUACUGCAGCAGUGAUUUUGUGUUCCGGGUGAAGAUCCUGUCUCGUGUGGUCCAGGGCUCAGAGACGCGCUUGGAGGUGCAGGUGAAGCAGACCUACAAGAACCGCUUUGGGCUGGUGCACCGCGAGUUCGUGUGGCUCCCUGACGCCUGCGCCUGCCCCCCUGUGCUGGAGCACCGGGAGUACGUGCUGAUGGCUGUUCAGCAUGUCAAUCACGAGCGAACGCUCAACCGUAUCCUGGUGCCGAGCCACGGCUACGCCCGGCUGUGGAGCCCCAGGGAGGACCGGCUGCUCAGGGAGCUGGACGGUCACUGCCGGUAG